ACAUACAUACUAUUCCAAAAUAGCGAUAUCGUUUCCCAACAAUCAUAGAAAAAGAGAUUUCAUUCUAAAAAUCUCGUUCCUUUUUUUUUUCAUUUUUGUUCCAUUUGAUGGGAGCAUGCGCGUCCGACUCUUACAAUAAUGAAAAAGAAAACAAAAAAGAUACAUAUUUCUGACUCGAAUAAUAUAAAAUUGAUUGCAAAUAUGUUAGUGGAAUUGAGGACAACAGUGAAUGGUAUUUAAAAUUAUUAUGAAAUUAAUAUUGCAAGGAAAAUAUGGUAAAAUGUAGAGCAAGUGCCCCUUGUAUACAACAAGUACACCCCUGAGCGUUUGCGGGUCAUUAAUCUUGCAAUAAUUAUGUAUUUAAUUGCGGCGUUCUGAUCGCGUUGCCUGGUUUAAGAAUAAUCCUUUUGAAAAUAUGGUUGAUCUCUUAAUAUUAAUGUAAUAAAAUAUAAUCGCUUUUAAGUGAAAAUACGAUAAAAAGUGGUUCGGUAAAAAUGCAGAAUAUGCGAACGGACUGAAAUGCAGGUGCCAUCGGCGGCAGCUGUAAUGGCGGUCGUCGGGAACGUAUCAUCGCACGCGAUAAAUGCUUACUCGACCGAGUACUGUGCCGUUGAUACGUGUUUGCUGUAAUUAAACAUUGUUGUGAUCGCGAGGGACGUAUGUAAUUAUAUUAUAUCUCAUACUUAGCAUAAAAGUUCACGAUGUCGGAGGAGAACGAACACACAUCGGAAGAGAACGAGGCAGAAAUGAAUCCCGAAAAUCAUAGUGGUGAACAAUCGAAAAGUGAUGCUAGCCUAUUAAACAAUGAAACAGGGCAACCUAUGUUAGAAGACGAAGAAAUGCCGACAUAUAUCAGCGUAUCGACUCCGUCGAGGCGCGAAGAUUCAGAUGUCAAUAGUACAAAACAACAAGACAGGGUACCGAUGGAAGAGGAUCACAGUCGAAGUGCUUACCCUAGCGACGAUCAAGGAGGAGGCAGCAUUUAUGUGUUGUCUUCCGGUGAAGAGAGUAAUCAUGCUUACAAUGACGAAGAAGAAGAUGAUUAUGCAGACAGCGAAGAUAUGGAUGAAAUGAAUUUUGAAAAUGAUCAUGGAAAUUUAAUGUUAGAUGAUGAAGAAGACGAAGAUGAGGAAGACGAUGAUGAUGAGAAUCAUAUAAGGUUGCAUCAUGACGAUUACGAGGACAUUGAAACAGACUACGAGCAAGUCUGUUACGAUAGAGCAUCGGAUGAUUUUCUCUUGAAUUCCAGACUAAAACAACACCAUAAAGAAAGAAGUUUAUCAUUGCAGGAUUUAAGUUAUACUAAAAACAAUAUUCAUUCUCCGUACAACAAUAAAAAAAGGCACAGCACUUAUCUCUUUAAACAGAAUUAUUCAGGCCUACAACAGAAUUCUAUCGCGUACAAUGUUGCGCACAAGAGGCAAUCGUUACCGCUUAAAUAUCAGAAUGUGGAAAGUAAAGUGAAACAGUACAUUAACGACAUAAAAGAACAGACAAAGAAGUCAAUGGAAAAACGUUUUAAAGGACAGGGAUAUGUAGUAAAUAAAAACCACGAAGAGAAUGAAAAUGACACUGACCCGCUAAAACUAACAGUGCCAAACAAAGUUAUAAAAGAUUACGCAGAGAAGACUAUUAAGGAUUUACAACAAGAAGAAAAUAAUGAAAAUGGUAAUUCAAUUUAUAAUACAGCACAAAUAUUAGAGAAUGGUGAUAAUAACAAAAUUGAUAUCAAAGUAACUGAAAAUCAACUUAAGCAUAUUCGAAGGAACAAUGACAUGAACGCAUUUGGUGAUAUUCAAAAUGAAAAACGUGCACAAAACAGCAAUGAUAAAUUAGAGAAACGAAAUGGUUCUGUAGAUGUUAAUGCACAUCAUAUUGAAUAUCAAAAUACAUUAGAUAGAAAUGUAAAACUUAAUAACAUGGAUCAACCUUCUUUAGUUAACGGUCAUCAGCAAGCACCUACAGUUUUCAAUCUACGUACAUUAAGCUAUGAAGAAUACAUGCAUGGCAUACCAGAAUUUGAACAAAAGGAAGGGGCGAACGAGCAAAGACACAAGACCCAAGAUAAGAUCAAUGAACCUGAGACAUAUAAUGAUACAGAGAUGAUUAAUGUACAAGAACUGGAGAACAGCAAUACAGAUUGUCCACUGAAAAUUGCGAAUGUCAAAAGUAUCAGAGCGAUACAAGACGAACCGGAAAAUUUGAAUUUUACGAAAACGAAUUUGACAGAGAGCGUGGAAGUAAUGCAGCUGAAAGCUCAGCUAAAUCAGAAAGAUGUUCAGUUCCUUAACUUACAAAACACCUAUCAGAAAACGUUAGCUGAAAAUUCAAAAAUGAAGCAGGAGCUAGAUGCUUUAAGGAAAUCUUUAGCAAAAUAUGAAAGUGAAAGUAAAACAUCCGAAACGAAGAUCGCAUCCGUGCAAACUGAAUCUAUCGCGGAAAUUUCAUCUAUUGCAAAAGUAACUACGAGCUCAGGAAGUACAAAUAAUAAAGUGUCCACUGGUAGUAUUGCAUCUACGAUAAGUUCUCUUGAUCAAUGGGCAGACAGCGCUGCUAGCCUAGCUGUAUCCAUUAAACCACCUGAUUUGACACCGAUUCUUAAUUCUGACGAUAGUCUGGUACUCAAUGAUGCUACACCAAAAAAAGUACCACAUCCAUUAUCUCGGACAUUCAUUACUUCAUCUAGAAUCUUGCAAACUCUUUCUAACAUAACGCAAGGUAAAACAUCAAAGGUUGAAAAUCCCUUGGUCAAAAAUAAUAAUAAAAGAGUGAAUGAAAACGCUACAGACCAGUUACCAAAUCUCGAGUAUAAUUCUCCGAUGCACGCGUCGACUUCCAAGAAACGAAAGGCGACAGACAUGCUUGGUGCUUCCACUUUUGUUCAACCAUUUAAAAUACCCCACACAAUCGCGGGUUCUGAAAAUAAAAGUCCUAAUACAUCAAAUGCGGACCUCAAAUACUCGGAGGAACAGUCAAACAUGAAGGGUGAGCAAGAUGACGAAGACCCUAUAACAAUGGAAGCUCAAACAGAAGGGGCAACUAAUCACGGUGACGAUGAUGUUAAGUUUUUCGUAUAUAGGGACAAUGACAAUAGCAAAAACAAAAGUUUUUUAAUUCAAGCAGAGGAACCAACAAAAGACGUGUUAGAAAACGAAAAGAAUCGUAUCCAAGAAUGUGGUCCAUAUUUAUUGGGUAAUCUCGAAGUAAGAAUGUCUGAAAUAAAUGGAACAAUUAGUGUUUGGGGUAAAGAAGUUAAUCAGCAGGAGUCGAUCAGUGACAAUGAUGACGACAUGAAGGUGUCCAUAAAAUCAGUGGACAAGAUAUCGUCCCUUUAUCCUCAGAAAUCACCGCAGAUUAGAUUUAGUGGCAGUCAACUCGUGUGUUCGACUCAUAAAAAGCUGAAGAUUCCAUUGAGGCUGAAUAAAUCCAGUGAUUCGCAAUGUUGUAAACGAGUCGAAAGUGAUCUUUCUCACGCAGGUAAUCUUUCCUCGUCAUGUGGAAACUGUGAUUCCGCGAAACAUCGAAGAGAAUGGCUAGCGUGUAAAGCUGGUUCGAGUUCGCAAGAAAAAUUACAUUCCUGUUGCGCGCAUCACACCGAGUUCAUAGAUAAAGAUUGUAACUGUGGCUCGCAUCACGAAAAACAACUGAGCGACGAUAGUCUUAAUCACAGUAAAGAUAAGUUCCACGUUAAAGGGAUCCGAAGGAGUUCCUAUAAAAAUGCAUUUACCUCGGAGUCGAAUAAUCAUUUACGGGAAAACAUUCUGAACACGGAGACGAGCGAGGUGGUCUGCAAGUACAAUAAAUCGUGUCGACACUCUAUACAGAAUGUCUCGAACAGUAGCUCGCAUUCGGCGAAAUGUUGCAACAGCAUUAGGGACGUUGCUUGCACAUGUAAGUCGUCUUUACAUAAUAUGCGUAACAGUGACUGUUCGGAGAGGCAAACAUGUAGUCAUAGUUCUUCGCACGAGGAAGAAGAAGAUCCCCUUAUUCCAUCGAAACGAUACAAUGAAACAGCUGAAACAAGGCAACGACGAUUAAGUGGCAAAAGAGUGCGAGGAAUUCUUAUGGAUCUGUUGAAAGGUUGCGGAGACUGUCGCAGUGCGAAUGCAAACACUGUCAGCAAAAGUGGUAUGCAACCGAAGGAGUCAUCUUACAUGGCAAAGUUUUCUCCUCAAAUUAAAAUUUCUCCGUGUUCUAUAGCCGAGCCAUCAUGUUCGAGUUCCUCUCAAUGCAAUGACAGAUGCUGUCAUGCAUACGUAAGACGUAUCGAGUCGCAACUUGAACAGUUUCGGAUGGAAAUGGAAAGAGUACGAUCACGUUCAGAUGCGAUUCUCGACAUGCUCAAUAUGCUCCACUCUGUUGAUAUGAACUAAUGAAACUACUAUCACUUUCUAAACUAAGCGCUUUUUCCUUGUACAGAUCACUUUGUUUUAUUUUUAAAUUACGUUAAAUCAAGGUGUCAGCACGCUCAUCACAAUUCUUUCUUGUUUUCUUCUUUUAUUUCGUACGAGUACGUGAUUCGAUUUAUUGAAUAAAACAUAUUCACGUUUAAACGACAGAGGGGAAAGCUGUAUCACAUUGUAUCAUAUACAUCAUUUUGUAUAACAGGAAAUCAAUUUACGUGACGUCUGAUCGUAGUCAAAUUUCACGCAUCGUUUUUUAUAUCGCAUUACAACUCAUGAUAUGUAUCAUAUUUUUAACGAUGACAAAUUGUAGCUGUAUCGAUAUAAUAGUCGUAUCUACAGAAACUAUACAAUUUUAUGUUACGCUUUAGGCGAAUCUUGUUUGACAUAGUAAUAUUUAGCUAAAUACCCAAAUAAGAUGAAUUUCAAAUUCAUAAGAUUCCAUUUAAAUUUCAAUAAAACGAUGAUCAAUUUCCUACUAGUAA
Megalopta genalis is the source of this 4888-nucleotide messenger RNA. NCBI's taxonomy places the organism in Eukaryota, Metazoa, Arthropoda, Insecta, Hymenoptera, Halictidae. The record is from RefSeq and is a predicted model, not a curated record.